UGCGCUUAGUCGGACUUUAAUCGGGCUCGGAGAGAUAUUUAUUUUCCCCCAACAAUCCUCGCUGAAAAUUUAACAUUAUUUUUUCGCACUCAGCAUCAAUCGGCGACAACUCAGAUUGUGAAUAACAAUUGCAAGUGGCUGGGUUAAAUCAAUUGGAGCUAUUUAACCAAUAAAAGAGAGUAUUGAUCGGGAUUGAGUAUUUAUCACUCGUGGUAAUGUUGAAUAUUCAAACAUCGACUCCGGUGGCCGGAAAAAAGCGCGAGAGAACUCAAAAUUGGGUCCCCGAAGAGAAACGCGCGCUUUUCACACUGAUAAAAGCUCACAUUAACGCAAUUGAGAAUAAAAAAAUCGACACAUCAGCUACUGCACUCAAGAGUCUUGCCUGGCGACAGAUUUAUUGCGAUUUCAAAGGAAAAUUUUCGACCGAACGCGAUAUCACGAGAAUGAGAGAGCAGUGGAGGAGAAUGAAGGCACAAGCCAGAGUCGACAUCAACGUCUUCGCCGAGAAGGUGAGAACAGUUGGGCUCGAGGAGGCAUCAAAGACCCGUCCGUCAGAUUUAUCCGUCGACGUCUGGCGUUUGUUGCAAAUCCUCAAGAAAAACGAGAGCGAAUCGACCUCAGACGACAGUCAGGAUGCGGAUCCUCUCUCGAAUCUCCAGGAGAUUCUGGAUAAUCUGAGUUCGAAUCCCCUGGAAAUUUCCUUUGAGUCGAUGAAACAGGAAUGCCUAUCCGAAUUCAAUGACGAGGAUGGAUUCCUGCAGAGUUCUCCAGCCCCGGAGAAGAGCAGGGGAAUAAGACUUUCAGAUGAGGAGCCCAUGAAUCUUGCGCAUCAAAAAAAAAUGCGACUCACCAUGGACUGCUCUGGGGAUGAGGAAGAAGACACCCCGACAUUGGUUCCUGAUUAUUUGAACGAGUCCAAGAGGAGCGUUUUCUUCGACUCUUCCGAGGAAGAGCGCAACAUGAAGUUCAAGAUCCUGGAGGUCGAGCUCGAGAGGGCAGAACUGCAAAAACAAGCGGCUGUCUGUGAGCUCAGGACUUCCGAAAUAAAAAAACAACUGGCUGAAAGUCAAGCUAUUGAGUACUUCAGGUGA
Molecule: messenger RNA, 1091 nt
Organism: Fopius arisanus
Lineage: Eukaryota; Metazoa; Arthropoda; Insecta; Hymenoptera; Braconidae
Exons: 3
Coding region: 216-1091 (291 amino acids)
Source: RefSeq, a predicted model, not a curated record